AUGAAAAGGCAGUUUCUACCGAAAUUGCUUAUUUUAGCAUGUCUUCUUUUUACUGCUGUACAGACGGAAGCGGGUUGUUUCCCUAAAUGCAAACGCAAGCCAAAAUCUAGCCCGAUUUUAGUUGCAGUGCCAAACAAGACUUCGACAGAGGAGAGGCAAGCAGAACGAGAUGAAGAAGAAGAAGCAGGAGGAGGAGGAGGAGGCGGAGGACAGAAUGAAGCAGUUGUGGAAGUCAUAGCUCCUCCAGUAGUCCAAAUGACCGAGCAGAGCGUUGAGGCACCAACUGCAGGAGCGCAAAAUGAACGACAGGAAAGCGAUGCAAUUCAAUUACUUGCUCGAGUUCUCAACGAUAUUACUGAAAGACCUCGACCACAAAGGCGAGAUUAUUAUGCUUAUCCAGCCCUUAUGGAUAUGUCAACGCCGUCCAUUAUUGAACAGGUAUUCAGGGCCUACAUAUUGGCCGAGAUUCACCGAAUUGAGAGCAAGAUGAAGCCCAAGUGA
Messenger RNA from Rodentolepis nana, 501 nucleotides. NCBI's taxonomy places the organism in Eukaryota, Metazoa, Platyhelminthes, Cestoda, Cyclophyllidea, Hymenolepididae. The record is from the annotation of a GenBank genome assembly.